This is a messenger RNA of Myotis davidii, 339 nucleotides long. RefSeq names its product protein p13 MTCP-1-like. The transcript has a single exon. The record is from RefSeq and is a predicted model, not a curated record. Gene Ontology annotation, biological process: positive regulation of peptidyl-serine phosphorylation. NCBI's taxonomy places the organism in Eukaryota, Metazoa, Chordata, Mammalia, Chiroptera, Vespertilionidae. Gene Ontology annotation, molecular function: protein serine/threonine kinase activator activity. The coding region runs from base 1 to 339 and encodes 112 amino acids.
AUGCCCAGGCUCCCGUCAAAGGUGCACCUCACCUCACACCCCAUCUACCUGGAUAUCCGUGGGACCUCGCUGUAUGAGGAUGACAACCAUCGCACAUGGCUCCAUCUCAUCAUGGAGACAGAAGGUGUCCAGCAAAUACGGUUGUGCCAGAUGAACAUCCCCAGUGGUCAUAACACAUUCACCACCAGCCCGCUGACAUCGAUCAUCAUGCCUUUGAUGUGGACGCUCCAACCUGAUAGCCAGUACCUGGACUCCAUGGGCCGGUUCUGGCGCAUUGUGCACCACAUCAAGGAGGAUGACAUGGAGGAAAUGAUCCUUGAACUGAUGGACGACUCGUAG